AUGAUUAAUACAAUCUCGUGGAAUAUUAGAGGGGUUAAGUCAAGGGGGGCUUUUGAAAGAUUAAAGUUCCUAUCCAAAAUUCAUAAAACACAUUUUAUUGCUGUUCAGGAGCCUUUUGUUCAUUCUAGUAAAAUCGAGCAAUACAAAAGGAGACUUGCUUUUGAAGGAUGUUUGGGCAACUGCAAUGGGAAAAUAUGGUUUUUUUGGAUUUCUGGUUUCAAUGUUACGGUGGUGGUGGAUGAUGAACAACAAAUUACAGUGAAGGUGACCAACAACACAAAUGAUGAAGUCUUUUAUUUCACCUUUGUAUAUGCAAAAUCUAAACAUCCUUUAAGAACUUCUCUUUGGGAAAGUCUGAGAAACUGUAUCAGCAUGAUUAAUGGUCCUUGGUGCAUUAAUGGAGAUUUCAAUGUCAUUAUGAGCCCGGAUGAAAAAAAAGGAGGGAAACCCCACAGAAUGGAGAAAAGUUGGGACUUUAUAACUUGUAUGGAUGAUUGCGGGAUGGUCGAUGCUGGCUUCACAGGGCUAAGAUUUACAUGGUGCAACACAAGGGGAAAACCACACAGAAUAUGGAAGAGAUUGGAUAGGGUGUUCUUUAAUCAUCAGUGUCACGACCCAACCCCGUAG
This is a messenger RNA of Lycium barbarum (goji berry), 627 nucleotides long. RefSeq lists its product as uncharacterized. The record is from RefSeq and is a predicted model, not a curated record. The transcript has a single exon. NCBI's taxonomy places the organism in Eukaryota, Viridiplantae, Streptophyta, Magnoliopsida, Solanales, Solanaceae. The coding region runs from base 1 to 627 and encodes 208 amino acids. Gene Ontology annotation, molecular function: catalytic activity.